AUAAAAAUGUUAAUAUUUAUAGUAUCGAUAAUAAUAACAUUCUUAACAGUUUUUGUAUUUAAGAAAUUUUUAAAUAAUAAUAAUAGUAAUAAUCAACAAGACAAUGAUAAUAGUGUAAAUAAUAAAUUGAAAAAAGAAAUUAUAAAUACCAAUAAAAGUAUAGAUAAUAGUAAUAACAAUAACAAUAAUAAUAAUAAUAAUGUUGUAGAUAGUUCUAAUAGUGUAGAUAAUAAAAAUAAUGAAAAAAUAAAUAACCCACUCGAAAAUGAUAAUAAAUAUAAAGAAGAAUUUUUAAAAUUUAAAAAUAGAUUUUCAAAAAAUAAUGAAUACGGAUACAACGGUGCAAUUGAUUUAGAGUUAAGAAAUCAUUAUAGUGGUAAUGAUGAUGAUGAUCAAUUUCCAAAAUUAAAAGAUAUUAUUUAUUUUGACCAUACUGCUUCCACUUUACCAUCAAAGAAUCAAAUUAAAAAUAUUUCAAGCAACUUUUUAAAUAAUAUUUAUUGCAAUCCUCAUAGUAUUAAUCCAAUCGGAUUAAAAACAAAAGAGUCGGUGGAUUCCAUUAGGGAAUUGAUUUUAAAUCAUUUUAAUGCUCCAUAUAAACAGUAUAGCGUUAUAUUUACAAGUGGUUGUACAGAUAGUUUAAAAAAGGUUGGGGAAUACUUUCCAUGGAGUGAAAAUAGCAAGUUCUAUUAUUCUUUAGAGGCACAUAAUUCAUUAUUGGGUAUUAGAGAGUAUGCUUGCGAAAAAGGUGCAUCCUUCCAAUCCAUCUCAUCAUUAUACUUCAAAAACAACUCAUUUUCAGAUAUUAUGGAGAUUAUUGAGGGCGAUCAAUUGUCAGCAAGUAAAAAGUCUGAUGAUAGCCAAGUUAGUUAUAGUUUGUUUGGCUUUCCAGGUCAAUGCAAUUAUUCAGGAUCAAAAUAUCCGCUAUCAAUAAUCAAUCAAAUUCAAAAGAAAUUUAAAAAUGUAAAAGUUUUAUUGGAUGCCGCUUCAUUGGUUGGUACCUCACCAUUAGAUCUUUCAAAAUAUCCUGCAGAUUUUAUAACCAUUUCUUUCUAUAAAAUGUUUGGUUUUCCAACUGGUUUGGGUGCUUUAAUUGUUAAAAAUGAUUCUAGUAGUAUAUUGAAUAAAGUAUAUUUUAGUGGUGGUACAGUCAAUGCAUCAAUGGCACAGGAAAGAUUUCAUGUUCAUAGAGAUAAUAUUGCUGCGAAGUUUGAAGAUGGCACUAUUGAUUAUAUGAAUAUUAUUUCAUUGAAAGAAGGAUUUGAUCAAUUGGAAAGAUUAGGUAUGGAAAAUAUUCAAUCACAUACAUUUUCAAUGGUACAAUGGCUAAAAGAGGAAAUUUCAAAAUUAACACAUUCAAACCAAAUGCCGCUAUGUCUAUUGUAUACUGAUAACCAUUAUAAAGACCCAAAUAAACAAGGUGCAAUUAUUAAUUUCAAUUUAUUACGUUCUACUGGUGAAAUGGUUGGGUACAAUGAAGUAGAAAAGUUAGCAUCAUUAUCAAAUAUUUUCAUUAGAUCAGGCUGUUUUUGUAAUCCAGGAGCAUGUCAUGGCUACUUAAAUCUAACAAAGAGCGAUAUCGAAGAGCAUCUCAAAGAGGGUCACAUUUGUUGGGAUGACAAGGAUAUAUUAAAUGGUAAACCAACUGGAUCACUAAGAUUAUCUUUGGGUUAUAUGAAUAAUUUUGAAGAUUUAUACAAGUUUGUUGAAUUUUUAAAAACAAAUUUCAUAAAUGAUCACGAAAAAUCAAGGGUUUAUGGUGUAUCUACAUGUGGCAACAGAGAUAAGAAUAAGAACAAAAUGAAUUAUUUAUUAAAUAAUCAAAAAUUAAAUAGCAGUGGUAUUAAUGGCGGUAUUGGAAUUGAUAUUCCACAGAAUGAAAGCGACAAUGAGUCAGAAAGUGAAAAUGAAUUUGGUGGCGGUGGAGCAUGCGAUGAUGAAAGUGGUUUACAGUCCGAUAGCCAAUCAGACUCAUCAGUUGAGUUAUCGGAAAUAUAUGUGUAUCCAGUUAAAUCAUGUUCAGGCUAUAGAGUUACUAAUGGUAAAUGGGAGUUGGUAGCAUCGGGACUAAAAUAUGAUAGGGAAUGGACUAUCAUCGAUCAAAGUGGCAAUUAUUUAAAUCAAAAGAAGUUACCAAUUUUAGCAUUAAUUCAAACCGAUAUAGAUUUAAUUAGUGAUAAACUGGUAUUGACUGCACCCGAGAUGAAACCAAUUUCAAUAUCACUUUCUUACUACCCAGUUUCAGCUUUUGAUCAAAUUCAAGUUUGUGGUGACAAGGUCGAUGGUUUGCUUUAUGGUGACAAGGAUUUUAAUAGUGCAACACAAAUCGAUAAUGUAACAAACUGGCUAUACCAAUUUACAGGAAAAAAAUGCUAUCUAGUUAGAAAAGCACCAGAAUCUUUUAGAAAGUCUAAGGUUGAUGAUAGCAAUAAAAUAUCAUUUGCCAAUGAAUCACCCUAUCUUUUGAUUAAUGAAGAAAGUGUAAAAGAUUUAAAAGAAAGAAUAUAUAGUGACAACCCAAAUAGUGAUAAAAGUGAAUGGAAUUGGAUUUCAAAGCAUAGUUUUAGAGCAAAUUUAAUCAUUAAAGGUGGUAAACCAUAUCAAGAGGAUCUGUGGUCGCAAUUCCAAUUAAUUAGCGAUAAUGAGGAAAACAAUCAAGGCAAUGGAGGUGGUAGUCCAUCUAUAACAGCAACCAAACAUCCAUUAUUGUUCAACUUGGUUGGCGAUUGCAAUAGAUGUAAAAUGGUAUGCAUUAAUCAAAAAAUGGGUAUCGAAGAAAGAGAACCAUUGACAACUUUGUCCAAAUAUAGAAGAUCAAAUGGUAAAAUUAUUUUUGGACAGCAUCUAAAUUUAAGCGACUCCAUUUUAAAUAUAAUUAAUAGCAAUAAUAGUAUUGGUAAUGGAGGAAGUAGUGAAAGCUCAACAUCAUUACCUACACCAGUAUUUAUUAAUGUACCAAGCAAAAUUAAAGUCAUUUCAGAAAGAUAUUAA
Dictyostelium purpureum is the source of this 2991-nucleotide messenger RNA. RefSeq lists its product as uncharacterized. Gene Ontology annotation, molecular function: molybdenum ion binding; molybdenum cofactor sulfurtransferase activity; pyridoxal phosphate binding. The coding region runs from base 7 to 2991 and encodes 994 amino acids. Gene Ontology annotation, biological process: Mo-molybdopterin cofactor biosynthetic process. The record is from RefSeq and is a predicted model, not a curated record. The transcript is spliced from 3 exons. Lineage: Eukaryota; Evosea; Eumycetozoa; Dictyosteliales; Dictyosteliaceae.